AUGGGCGACCCGGAGGACAGCCCCCAGGCCGGCCCUGGCGAGGCCCCGGAGGCCCCAGCCGAGGAGCCCCCCCCGCAGGGCGACGCCUUCCCGCUCUCCUCCCUGGCCAACCUGUUUGAGGGCGAGGAGGGCUCUGGGUCCGGCGAGGCCCCCCGCAGCCCCCCCGGCUCAGGGGACGGCAAGCAGAACCUGCGGAUGAAGUUCCACGGGGCCUUCCGGAAGGGGGUGCCCAACCCCAUGGAGCUGCUGGAGUCCACCAUCUACGAGUCCUCGGUGGUGCCGGGGCCCAAGAAAGCCCCCAUGGACUCCCUCUUCGACUACGGCACUUACCGCCACCUGCCCAGCGACAACAAGCGCAGGCGGAAGCGGGUCCUGGAGAAGAAGCACUCCAGCGCCAAGGGCCCCGCCCCCAACCCCCCACCCAUCCUCAAGAUCUUCAACCGGCCCAUCCUCUUCGACAUCGUCUCCCGGGGCUCCCUGGAUGGGCUGGACGGCCUCCUGCCCUUCCUGCUCAGCCACAAGAAGCGACUGACCGACGAGGAGUUCCGAGAGCUCUCCACUGGCAAGACGUGCCUCCCCAAGGCCCUGCUGAACCUCAACGGUGGCCGGAAUGACACCAUCCCUCUCCUGCUGGACAUCGCCGAGAAAACGGGCAACAUGCGGGAAUUCAUCAACGCUCCCUUCCGAGACGUCUUCUACCGAGGUCAGACCGCCCUGCACAUCGCGAUCGAGCGACGUUGCAAACACUACGUGGAGCUGCUGGUGGAGAAGGGGGCCGACGUGCACGCCCAGGCACGGGGCCGUUUCUUCCAGCCCAAAGACGAGGGCGGCUACUUCUACUUUGGGGAGCUGCCCCUUUCUCUGGCCGCCUGCACCAACCAGCCCCACAUUGUCCACUACCUGACGGAGAACGCCCACAAGCAGGCCGACCUCCGGCGGCAGGACUCGCGGGGCAACACGGUGCUCCAUGCCUUGGUGGCCAUUGCGGACAACACCCGCGAGAACACCAAGUUCGUCACCAAGAUGUACGACUUGCUGCUCAUCAAGUGCGCCAAGCUAUUCCCAGACACCAACCUGGAAGCCCUGCUGAACAAUGAUGGCCUCUCGCCACUCAUGAUGGCGGCCAAGACCGGAAAGAUAGGGAUGUUCCAGCACAUCAUCCGCCGGGAGGUGAAGGACGAGGACGCGCGGCACCUCUCCCGCAAGUUCAGAGACUGGGCCUAUGGGCCCGUCUACUCCUCCCUCUACGACCUGUCCUCCUUGGACACCUGCGGGGAGGAGGUGUCCGUGUUGGAGAUCUUGGUCUACAAUAGCAAGAUUGAGAAUCGCCAUGAGAUGCUGGCCGUGGAGCCCAUCAACGAGCUGCUGCGAGACAAGUGGCGCAAAUUUGGGGCCGUCUCCUUCUACAUCAGCGUGGUCUCCUACCUCUGUGCCAUGGUUAUCUUCACCUUGGUGGCCUACUACCGCCCCCUGGAGGGCACACCCCCGUUCCCGUACACGACCACCCCGGACUACCUUCGCCUGGCGGGAGAAAUCAUCACCCUCUUCACAGGGGUCCUCUUUUUCUUCACCAAUAUCAAGGAUCUGUUCAUGAAGAAAUGCCCGGGGGUGAAUUCCUUCUUCAUCGACAGCUCCUUUCAGUUACUCUACUUCAUCUACUCCGUCCUGGUCCUGGUUGCAGCUGCUCUCUACCUGGCUGGCAUCGAGGCCUACCUGGCGGUCAUGGUCUUUGCGCUGGUGCUGGGCUGGAUGAACGCCCUCUACUUCACCCGUGGCCUCAAGCUGACGGGCACCUACAGCAUCAUGAUCCAGAAGAUCCUGUUCAAGGACCUUUUCCGCUUCCUCCUGGUUUACGUCCUCUUCAUGAUCGGCUACGCAUCCGCGCUGGUCUCCCUGCUGAACCCCUGCCCCAGUGCCGAGUCCUGCCGUGGGGACCGCUCCAACUGCACGGCGCCCGCCUACCCCUCCUGCCGGGACAGCAAGACCUUCAGCACCUUCCUGCUGGACCUCUUCAAGCUGACCAUCGGCAUGGGGGACCUGGAGAUGAUCGAGAACGCCAAGUACCCGGGGGUCUUCGUCAUCCUCCUGGUCACCUACAUCAUCCUCACCUUCGUCCUCCUGCUCAACAUGUUGAUCGCCCUCAUGGGGGAGACGGUGGGGCAGGUCUCCAAGGAGAGCAAGAAGAUCUGGAAGCUGCAGUGGGCCACCACCAUCCUGGACAUUGAGCGCUCCUUCCCCGUGUUCGUCCGGAAGGCCUUCCGCUCGGGAGAGAUGGUCACCGUGGGGAAGUCUCUGGAUGGGGCCCCCGACCGAAGAUGGUGCUUCAGGGUGGACGAGGUGAACUGGUCUCACUGGAACCAGAACCUGGGUAUCAUCAAUGAGGAUCCCGGCAAGAACGACACCUACCAGUAUUACGGCUUCUCUCACACCGUGGGGCGCCUGCGCAGAGAUCGCUGGUCAACGGUGGUGCCUCGUGUGGUGGAGCUGAACAAGAAUGCUCAGCCGGACGAGGUGGUGGUGCCCCUGGACAGCAUGCGCUCAACCGGAGCAAACACGCACAAGCCCAGCUACCCUCACAGCUGGAGGAAGGAGGCGGCUCAGAUCUAAGGGCCGCCAAGCAACCUCCGCACUCGGGGACAGGCUG
Notechis scutatus (mainland tiger snake) is the source of this 2644-nucleotide messenger RNA. It is a transcript of the gene TRPV4, whose product is annotated as transient receptor potential cation channel subfamily V member 4. The record is from RefSeq and is a predicted model, not a curated record. Gene Ontology annotation, cellular component: cilium; plasma membrane. Lineage: Eukaryota; Metazoa; Chordata; Lepidosauria; Squamata; Elapidae. Gene Ontology annotation, biological process: actin filament organization; calcium ion import across plasma membrane; osmosensory signaling pathway. Gene Ontology annotation, molecular function: protein binding; calcium channel activity.